UCUCUCCCUCCCUCCCUCCGCGCCCCGCCAGGACCUCGCCGGCAGCAUGGCUGCAAAGAGCAAAUCGCCAAGCUUCUUUGGAUACCCCUUGAGCAUAUUCUUCAUUAUCAUCAACGAGUUCUGCGAGAGGUUCUCCUACUAUGGCAUGAAAGCGGUGCUCAUUCUGUAUUUUAAAUAUUUCCUGAAUUGGACUGAUGACUUCUCUACAGCCAUCUACCACACCUUUGUUGCUCUCUGCUACCUGACACCAAUCCUUGGAGCGCUCAUUGCAGACUCUUGGCUGGGAAAGUUCAAAACCAUUGUCUCCCUGUCCAUUGUCUAUACAAUUGGGCAGGCAAUCACAUCAGUGAGCUCCAUAAGUGACCUGACAGAUUAUGACCACAAUGGCUCUCCUGACAAUAAAUCAGUGCACAUUGCUCUGAGCAUGACCGGCUUGAUCCUCAUUGCACUUGGUACUGGUGGAAUCAAACCUUGUGUGGCAGCGUUUGGUGGAGAUCAGUUUGAAGAAGAACAGGAAAAACAAAGAACAAGAUUCUUCUCUAUCUUUUAUUUGUCUAUUAAUGCUGGAAGUCUUCUGUCUACUAUAAUCACUCCAAUUCUCCGAGCUCAAGAGUGUGGGAUUCACAGCAAACAGAGAUGUUACCCAUUAGCCUUUGGAGUCCCUGCAGCCCUCAUGGCUGUCGCUCUGGUUGUGUUCGUAAUUGGAAGCGGAAUGUACAAGAAAGUUCAGCCUCAAGGAAAUGUAAUGAUUCAAGUUGCCAAAUGCAUUGGAUUUGCCAUCAAAAACAGGUUUCAGCAUCGCAGCAAGGAGUUCCCCAGGAGGGAGCACUGGCUGGACUGGGCAAGUGAGAAGUAUGAUAAACGACUGAUUGCUCAGGUUAAGAUGGUGCUGAAAGUGCUCUUCCUUUACAUCCCUCUCCCCAUGUUCUGGGCGCUCUUUGACCAACAGGGAUCGAGAUGGACGCUGCAAGCCACAACCAUGGAUGGGGAUUUUGGAUCUAUUCAGAUUCAGCCAGACCAAAUGCAGACUGUGAAUCCAAUCCUGAUUCUUAUAAUGGUCCCAGUUGUGGAUGCUGUGAUUUAUCCUUUAAUUGAGAAAUGUGGCAUCAAUUUUACGCCCCUGAAGAAGAUCACUGUUGGGAUGGUCCUUGCAUCUUUGGCUUUUGUUGCUGCUGCCCUUUUGCAAGUGCAAAUAGAUAAAACUCUUCCAGUUUUCCCUGCAAAUGGCCAAUCCCAAAUCAAAAUAUUAAAUCUCGGUGCUGAUAAAGCAACAGUUAAGUUUGGAUCUCAAGUUGCUGAUGUGACAGUAGCACCUAUGAAUUCGACAGACUACAUGACAUUUGAGACUUCCCAGUUGCAAUCAGUAAGCAUAACUUCGGGAGGUAAUAAUCAAUCUAAAGCUUUCAACUACCUGAGUGGAAACCGGCACACUCUUCAAGUUAAAAAUACUGCAAGACACCUUUUUGCUGACUGGCUGUUUGACAAUGUCACCUCAAAACCACAAGAAGGAAAUAAUCUCAUCAGGUUCAUAAACAAUGUGCCUGAUAAUAUCAGCAUCACUAUGGGUGACACUUCUUUUGGAGAAAUGAUGCCUCUUUCUGCCAGUAAUUACAGCAUCUUUGCAGGAGGAAGAACAGAUAUAAUUAAGGCUGUUAGAAAUUCAGUCAAUUGUUCAACUUCAAAGGCAUUUGGCUUUGGCAGUGCCUACACAAUUAUAAUUAACAAUUGUACUGCAGACACUUUUGAUGUAGCAUAUUCUGAAGAUAUACCACCCAAUACAGUCCACAUGGCGUGGCAGAUCCCUCAAUAUUUUAUUCUUACAUGUGCAGAAGUAGUCUUCUCUGUCACUGGGCUGGAGUUUUCAUACUCACAGGCCCCAUCUAACAUGAAGGCAGUGCUGCAGGCAGGGUGGCUGCUGACGGUGGCUGUUGGGAACAUAAUUGUCCUCAUCGUGGCUGGAGCAUCUGGAAUCAAACAGCAGUGGGCAGAGUACGUGCUGUUUGCUGCCUUGCUGUUGGCAGUUUGCAUUGUUUUUGCUACCAUGGCUCAUUUUUAUACCUACAUUGAUCCGAGUGAGAUUGAAGCCCAACUUGAUGAGGAAGAAAAAAAACAAGUCAAAAAGGAUGAAGAAGUAAAUGAAAAGCAAGCUGAAGCUGUCUCUCAAUUGUAAAACGUAUUCAAAGAGCAUUUGUAAAUUAUGGUAACCUUUUACACCAUCCCUGCCGUA
Calypte anna (Anna's hummingbird) is the source of this 2227-nucleotide messenger RNA. It is a transcript of the gene SLC15A1, whose product is annotated as solute carrier family 15 member 1. Gene Ontology annotation, biological process: transmembrane transport; oligopeptide transport. Gene Ontology annotation, cellular component: membrane. The record is from RefSeq and is a predicted model, not a curated record. Gene Ontology annotation, molecular function: dipeptide transmembrane transporter activity. NCBI's taxonomy places the organism in Eukaryota, Metazoa, Chordata, Aves, Apodiformes, Trochilidae. The coding region runs from base 47 to 2170 and encodes 707 amino acids. The transcript is spliced from 23 exons.